GGAAAAUGGAGAAGAUCGGAAGAGCUGGGAGUGGAGACAGAAGACGCAGGCAGAUUUAGUUUGUUUGCACAUUCAACGUCCCCAUCUAUUCCCACACCUUUCUUUUGUCUCUGGCCAGUAAUGGCCCACAUUCCCUUCCACACCUCCCUGGUGUUGUUUUCUUGGAGUUUGCUUUCCAGCUUCUUUCUGUAAGACUCCUUUCCCUCAGCAAUCUUGGCUUUAAGCUCCUUCUGCACCAGUUUCAACUGUUCUUCGUCCCUGUUUCUAAAAGCUGUCUUUUUCUUGUUCAGUACAGCUUUAAUGUCUUUGGUUACCCAAAGUUUAUUGUUGGGGAAGCAGGGAAUAUUUUUUGGGGGGAACAAUAAUAUAUAAUAAAAUAAAAUGACCGUAAUGCAGCAUCUUCCUGUGGCUAAGCCUCUUCCUGCCUCUCUCUCUUUCCCCCUCUCUCUCACCUGUCCUCCUGGGUUUGAUCUACCUAAUCAGCAGGGAGCCGCAGGGUGAGGAGGUGUGAGGGAGACAGCCAGCAGUGAAAAUGACCGGGCAGACCGAUGUCGACAUACCGGAAACAGGAGCAAUUUUCACAUUUGGAAGGACCAGCUUCGCUAAUAAUGUUCCCAGCAAGUUCUGGCUGAAGAAUGACCAUCCAAAGAAAACGUCAUGUGGCGGAGAGCACUCUGCUGUUAUCACAGAAAAUGGGAGGUUGCUGAUGUUUGGUGGCAACACAUGGGGCCAGCUGGGGUUGAGAAUUAAGCCUAGUGCCAGGAAACCAACCUCUGUGAAAGCCUUGAAAUCUGAGAAGGUGAAGCUUGCAGCUUGUGGGAGAGACCACACAAUUGUUUGCACAUUUCAUGGCAGUGUAUACAGUGCAGGUAGCAACCAGGACGGGCAGCUGGGUUUAGGCCAUUGUGACAAGUCUACAUACUUUCACCUGCUCCGCCCCUUCUGCGACUGGGCACCAAUCAAAAUGCUUUCUGCAGGAUGCAACACCUCAGCCGCCUUAACAGAGGAUGGGAGGCUGUUCAUGUGGGGGGACAACUCUGUGGGUCAGAUUGCUUUUGGGGACGAGGGAUUUGCUGCAGAACCCAGAGAGGUCCACGUUGGAGAAGCAGUCAUAUGGGUGUCCUGUGGGUAUAAGCACUCAGCUUUUGUGACAGUUUAUGGUCGUCUCUACACGUUUGGUGAGAGUGCGAAUGGAAGACUCGGUCUUCAGGAGGAGCAGCUGGCCAAUCACAGAAUUCCUCAGCAGGUGCAGGGAGUCCUGGGUCAUGUCACCCGAGUGUGCUGUGGAGGAGAGCACACAGUGGUCCUCACAGAGAAGAACGUGUACACAUUCGGCAGAGGUCAGUACGGUCAGCUGGGCCACGGAACCUUUCUGUUUGAGGUUCAUUUGCCAAAAGCACUGCAGCACUUUUGUAACAGCAAGGUCAGACACAUCGCGUGUGGAGAGAACCACACAGCUGUGGUCACAGACAGUGGGCUGCUGUACACGUUUGGUGAUGGUCGUCAUGGAAAACUCGGGUUAGGGGAGGAAAACUUCAUCAACCAGUUCAGCCCGACACUCUGCACACGUUUUCUUCAGUACGCUGUUCAGUCAGUGUCGUGCGGUGGUCACCACAUGCUGGUCCUGGCUACACCCAGGCCAGCAGAGAGCCAAGAAGCGGUGCCAGAGAAGGAUGUCUUAAUCGCAGACUACUUUCUGGAGUCAAGUUUUACCAAAAUCAUCUUUAAAAACAAGUUCAUCAGUCCAACUCCACCAUCACCACUCUCAGCCCUCUCAGCCCGGGCACGCCACCGAGACAGAGUUCGUUCUGUGGAGUUGUUUGGGGAUAAGUUUCAGAGCCUCCCACGGCUUAACUCUGACUUUCUCAACACAUCUCGGCAAACAUCCAGAAAUUCCCUAACUCUGAAAACCCUUUCAAAUGAUGCUACUACCCCUUCAUCAUCCCCUAAACCAAAAUCAGAGGUGACAGGAAGCCCACUUCUCUCCCCCAGAUCUCGAUCCAUAUCCCCUCAGAGUCCUCUGUUAUCCUCUAAGGCAUCAACCCCACAUUCACAAUCAUCAUUCACGCUUCAAAGUAAAGCAUCCACGUCUGCUUCUUCUAAGUCUAAAUGCAAAAAGGUGCCCUCUCCUUUGCUUUUACCAAAGUCUAUAACAAAAUUAAACCCCAGCAGUCCUGUAGCUACUAAAAUGACUGCAAAGCCUAGACUAAACCGAGCAGCAGCCACUAAGAAGCCUCUAAGUAACAAAUUCUCAUCUCCUGUGCCACCUAAAGAGCCCUACACCCCGACUAGACCCCCCAGUAAUGUUUUCAUUAAAAAUCUAAAGGAGGAAGAACAUCCUGCCCCAACACAAACAGAAAAUGUUAAGAGACAAAUAAUCACUGAAGAAGUGGAGGAGAAAGAAGUCUUUUCACCAUAUAUGGGAAAGAAAAAGGGCAGAGCUUUUAGACAUGCAGUAAAGGAAGCAGAACCAUUUGCACAACAGAUCCAGACCGACCGAAACUCCCCUAAGGUUUUGCCAACAGAGCUUAUGAAGGGCCCCAGCACCUUGAAGACAGAAGUGUCUCCUCUGAAGAGCACAAAGAAAAAUCACAAAGUGACUUCAAACAGCAAAGAGAACAUCACCAAGGAGUCCAGCAACAUCAAAACUUCAGAAAACAGGCAAGCUCAAAAGCAGCUCCCGCAUUUUAAAUCAUCACAGCAAGAUAAGAGGAAACCGUCAGAGCAUAGCACAAAAACACAACAGACGCUGACAGAUGCACAGGAGAGAGUGACUGAAGUGAAGCACAAGACGAGGAAAACUGAGGAUUUGAGAGAAAGUAAUAAACCGAAUGAAGAGGAUAACAGCUCUCUGAAGAAAGGCUUGACAAGGACCCCAAAAAAGGAGACAAAGAAAUCAUCAUCUUUAGAUCCGAAAUCUCCUUCUAUCAAGGUCAGUAAAGUGAAUCAAGCAGCCAGUCUAGCAUCCACAGAAAAUGCCGUAAAGGAAAAUGAAGCAACUCAGAGGGGAAGUGAUGACGUCAAACCUGUUGAAGUGGCGAGUCAGGGGACACGGCGAGUCAAAUCGACUCUAACAAAAGAUCAGCACAAGGUUAAAUCUGUACCAGGAGUGGAUGCUAAAUCGCCAGCAGCACAGGAAGAAAACACAACACCUUUUAAGGCUGAAACCAAGAAAUCUGUCUCCAGAAAAACACCAUUGCAAGUUAAGGGAAAAUUGCAAGAGCUUAAACCAACACCAGUCAAGGAUCAAAGUAAAUGUGCAGAAAAUCCCCUCAUUGAAGGUGAAAGCAAAGAAAAGUGUGAGGAAAAUGAGUUAAAUUGUGUCAAAGACGCCACUCUGAAGAUGAAAGGUGGAACUGUGGAUGAGCAGAAAUUGUCAAAAAUAAAGGACAAAAAGACGGCAAAAACAAAACGAAGAGGAGGAGGCAAGGAAGAGGAAAUCAGAGUUAAAGGUGAGGGGGAUGUUGACUCUGAGAAUAAGAUGAAGGCUAAACCAAAGAGUGAAGCUUCCAGCCUGCCGUCAUCUCAGCAGGAUACACCUACAGAAGUGAGAGGUAACCCAAUUUCCCCUCAAAGCCCAGAAGUGGAUUCUCCUAGAGCUGCAAAACCCCUGCAAGGCGCUAAGCUUGUUGUUAUGGAUUCCCGUGUUUCUGAAACAGAUGAAGAGGACACUCGGGGCAAGAAUGGGGGAAAAACAAAUUGGGGAGAAAUUCUCAGUAAUUCAGCGUCGCUUCUUCCAGUUGCUGGGAUUGCAGGUGCAGCUAUUGAGGUCCUUCGUGAGGCAGUGACAAGUGUGCAGUCUGACAGUGACAAAGCCACCUCGACACCCUCUAAAACGCUCAGUAAAGUCAGACAAUUCACGAAGCAAAGUGCAGUUACGGAGCCGUCCUUGUGCUCCACAUUGUCACAUUUUUCUUCCUCGAAUGAAACGGAGGAUGGCCUGAAGACAGAUGCUCAAGCUGGUGUUCCAUCGGAAUCUGUAAAUGAAUCCCAAGAAGUAGAAAAUGAUGACAGCAGUCGUGAUCCAUCAGAGGGGGAGGCAGUGAAAGGGGGCCUGUCUGAGCAGAUCAGGGGUGAACACAUGGAAGAUUCACAAAAAGAAGUGGAGGAGAAAUCCGACAAGGCAUCUGGAGAGGAUGAAGAUUCUGAGGAUGGGGGAAAGAAUGAAGAUGAAGAUGUCGAGAGUGGAAGUGACAGUGAAGAUAAAAGGGAAGAAUGUGAGAGUAGUAGUGACAAAGAAACAGAAGAGGAGAGCAAUACGGGAGAGGGAGAGGAAGAUAAUGUAUCUGAGGAAGAAGAGGGUGACGAGAAAACAAGCAGGAGUGAUGAAGAUGAAGGGAGUGAUAAAACUAAUGCUGCUGAAACUGAAGGAGAGGAAGAAAGCAGUAAGAAGACAAGUGACGGAUUGAGUGACUCUGAUAUGAGUGAAGGAGCUGAGGAGGAAGAGGAGGAAGGUGAAAAUGAAGAGUCCAGUGAUGAAGAGAGUAAAGAGGAUAAAGAGGAAGAGAGCAAGAUGAGUGAGGAUGAAGAGAAGAAAAGCGGUGAUGAAUCAGAGAGCGAUGAGAGCACGAACCGAGAGUCAGAGGGGGAGGAGGACAGAGAGGAAGGAGACACUGCAGAAUCUGCCAAAACUGAAGAAGAAGAAGAAAAUGAUGAAGAUGAAGAGGGCGAAACUGAGGAACAAAAUGAUGCCUCCACAGAAAAUGAGGAUGAGGAGAAGGACUCUGUUGAAGAUGAAGAGGCAGAUAAGAGUGAAGGAGAGCAAGACAGUGAUAAGGGAGAGGAGGAAGAAGAUAGCGAGGCUGAUGAAGAGGAACUCCAAGAUGAAAAAAGUGAUGAAGAAGAAGAGGAAGAAGGAGGUGAGGAAAGGGAAGAAAGUGAGUCCGUAGGUGAUGGGGAAGCUGAGACAGAAGAUGGAGAGGAUGAGGACAAAGAAGAGAGUGAGGAGGAGGAAGAGUCUGCAGAAGAGGAAGAGGAAGAAGAGGAGGAGGAUACAGGGGACGAAGACAUAGAAGAAGAGGAAGAGAAGGAGGAUACAGGGGAUGAUGAAGAAGAAGAAGCUGAGGAAGAGAAUGAAAGUGAGGAAGAGGAGAAACCAAAAGGAAAAAAUAAAAGCAUGGAGCCUGCUAAAAAAAAUCUGUUAGAGAGUGAUGAAGGGGAGGAGGAGGAGGAGGAGGGGGAGGGGGAAGGUGAGGAGGAAGGGGAAGAAGAGGAAGAACAGCAAAAACAGACAAGGCUAAGAGGAAAAAGGAAAGACAUGAAAGGUAAUGAUGAGGAAACUGAUGAUGAAGAUGAGGAUAGUGAGGAAGAGGGUGAUGAAGAAGAAAGGGAUGAAGAGAAUAAGGAAAAGGGAAAUGAGAACCAGGAGGAGGAGGAGGCAGAAGAAGAGGGAAUUGAGGAAGAGGAAGAAGGAGAUGAAAAUGAAGAAGAAGAGGAGGAGAAUGAGGAAGAGGAGGACCAAGCAAAAUUAGCAAAGAAAAAAAAAGAGAAGCGACAGAAACCGCCACCAGACCGAAGCAGCAAACAGAAAGAAGCACCCAAACCAGCACCGAGGACCAGGCAGAGAGCUGCAGGGGGGGCGAAAGCUGAGGACUCUCAGCAGUUCUGGAACGAUGUCCUGCCUCAAUACCUAGACCUGCAGUGACCACGCCCACGGUGAAGCCACACCCACAGAAAUCUCAGCUAAACACGAGCUUCGUCUGAGUUAUUCUUUAUGCUCUGAAAACACAUAACAAGUGUGUCUAAGCACUUUUCAAAAACCCUUACACUGUCCAAGGCAGUCAAGACAUUUAUACUGCAAUCUAAGUUUUGUCAAGAACUAUUUUCAUGUGCGUAUUGAUAUCCAUGUGGUGCUCUGUGUAGAACAACACUAAAGUGGUGUAUUUGGCACUACCUUUGUCAGGAUCCUGGGUCUCCUGAUCCAGCGUUUUUAGUUCUUUGUGAUUUUUGUAUUUUGUACUUGUGUGAUUUAUUCUAUGGUUUCUAGUUUUGAUCCCCUGCCCUUCAUGUUUCUCUGUGCCCGCUCUGUUCCGUGUAAGUCUCUGUAUUUCUUAGUUGCUGUCUCCACCGUGUCAACUUCGCGUCUCCGUGUUAUACUUCCUGUUUUACUUUGAAGGUCUGUGUCUUAUGUGAAUGUGUUCUGCUUUGCUUCCUUGUCUCGUCAGUUC
Haplochromis burtoni (Burton's mouthbrooder) is the source of this 6167-nucleotide messenger RNA. It is a transcript of the gene rpgra, whose product is annotated as retinitis pigmentosa GTPase regulator a. The record is from RefSeq and is a predicted model, not a curated record. The coding region runs from base 533 to 5644 and encodes 1703 amino acids. The transcript has 13 exons. Lineage: Eukaryota; Metazoa; Chordata; Actinopteri; Cichliformes; Cichlidae.